Parascedosporium putredinis is the source of this 1260-nucleotide messenger RNA. NCBI's taxonomy places the organism in Eukaryota, Fungi, Ascomycota, Sordariomycetes, Microascales, Microascaceae. The record is from the annotation of a GenBank genome assembly.
AUGCGACUGAUCAAGCUUUGCCGGGGCAUCCCUUGGGCGGUGUCCGCGAAUCUCUUCAGCGCACUCGUGCAUCUACGUGAAACGUUUUCCAGCGCGUAUUUGUGGAUUGACGCUCUCUGCAUCAAUCAAGACGAUGUAAUUGAGCGCCAGGCGCAGGUCCCAAUUAUGGACAAGAUCUACCGAAAGGCAGACCAGGUCAUCAUAUGGCUGGGUCCGUCGACAGAUACAAGCGAAGAAGUACUGCGGCUCGUGAGACAAGUUGCGAACCUGGGUAGUAAGGUUAUUGAACAGUUCGGUGCUGACUUGCACGCCGACUGCCUCUGCCAUCACCAGCUCCCGCACCCUACAGCAGACAUAUGGCACAGGUAUCUUGAAUUCUAUGACCAGAGGUGGUUCCACCGCUCCUGGAUCAUCCAGGAGGCCGUUCUCGCCCAGCCCGGUCGUAGCAUAGUCCACUGGGGCCCCUGGACCAUGCCGUGGUCCGAAGUGCUUGCCGGGUCGCAGAUCUUCCUCCCCGACCGACUGCGCAAGGCCAUCUUCUCCCGCACCGAUCCUCACACCCUCCACAGCUCUCCGGUGGGGCGAAACGCCCUGCGGAUCGGCCUGAUCGCGGCCGCCUCCAGCGAUCUCAUUGCCAUCCUCAAGCUAGUCGCCGGAACCAGUCUUGACAGCAGCUCAGACCCCGUAGAAGUUCUAUGGAGGACUAUGAUUUGGGAUGUAUACGGACAUGGGCAUACCGUUGACGAGCACCCUGCGCCAGCUUCUCUCGAAGAUGCGUUCCUGACAUCACUCAUACCCGUACUGCAAGACGGCCCCGCCGAACAAGUAGCAGAGGCCAAAGUCAUUAUCACCUCUUUACUGCAACGACUUUCCAGUUCAAGGCCACUAUCGACCACACGAAAACUGCAUCAAGUCAUAUGUUACGCCUCUACGAGGACUGAUCAUGAGUGGUACAAGGCGCACAACGGAGCCGACUACGCACCACCCGAAGCUGACAAGUACUCCAGCUAUGCCAGCGGUGUCACCUGGAGCCAGCGUUUAUUUGCGUUGGAUAACGGGCUCUUAGCCAUGGGGCCGCAGUCUGGUGUGGCCGGUGACGAGGCCUGGAUCAUCUCAGGCUGCCCGUUCCCCAUGAUACUCCGGCCGAGCGGCCCGCAAGGCGAAUAUAGAGUACUGGGCCGUUCUUAUAUUCACGGUUUCAUGCACGGGGAGGGCGCCCCCGACGACGACCAUGCUUGGAGGUGGGUGUGUUUGGUGUAA